This is a messenger RNA of Aricia agestis (brown argus), 963 nucleotides long. Its product is annotated as peroxisomal membrane protein 11C-like. The transcript is spliced from 4 exons. Gene Ontology annotation, biological process: peroxisome fission. The record is from RefSeq and is a predicted model, not a curated record. Gene Ontology annotation, cellular component: peroxisomal membrane. NCBI's taxonomy places the organism in Eukaryota, Metazoa, Arthropoda, Insecta, Lepidoptera, Lycaenidae. The coding region runs from base 262 to 948 and encodes 228 amino acids.
CAGUGACAUUUAGCUGUGUUGUUGUUCCGUGAUGUCGAGAUUUAUCACAUUUCUAACCUUUUGAAAUUCAAUUUUAAUAUGAUCAAGGUCUGCAAGAGUAAAAACAAGAAUGGGAAAAGUGAUAGUUAUCAAAUGAAAAUCCAACGAAGCGGACGCACGUUGCUACUUUUGCUUGGAUAUCUUAGAUAUCCUAUCGCAUAUUGAAGUAUUCCUGCACUACACAAUAAUUUAUAGUACUUUUGCAAAUUUGAAUAUUGUACAAUGUCUUCGGUAGUGGAAGAUAUUUGUGAACUAUUAGAUAGUUAUAAUGGUCGCGACAAGGUUGUACGUCUUACAUGCUAUGCCUUUAAAUUGUAUGGUUGUAUUAAAGAAGAAAAAUCAUGGCAAAGUGCAGGAUCAAGACUGUCAAAUGCAAGGAUGAUGUUAAGAUUAUUUGAUGAUAUUCCAAUGAUAAGGCAUACAUACAGUUAUGGACUAGGCAAACAUGAAAGUUCAAAAACAGCAGCAAUUUUGGGUGUGAUGGCAAACAUGGUGGAUCAAGCAUUCUUGCCAGUGGAGAAAGCUUGCUGGCUGUAUGAUGUUGGCAUACUGAAGUUGUCACCAAACACAGCAGACAAAUUAGAAAUAUUUAGCACAGCAUUGUGGGCAGCCAGCUUGUACAUAUCACUUCUACAGACAUUCCGGUCACUUCGGCAUCUUUGGUGGAGUAGAGAUUGUCUCAGCCCCGAAAUUGCAGUAGAAGUCAGAAAAAAACUGAACAUAAACCUAGUUCUUCAAGCUGUUACUGCAGGAAAGUUAUGCUUGGAUAUAACCCAUGCAGUGAGCUGUUUGCCAUCUGGCUGGUUGUGGGGUGAAAAAAUUGGAGGAACAAAAGUUUCGGCUAUUGCUACCACCUCCUCAGUUAUUGGUAUAGCAAUGUAUUUUGCCAAAAAAAGGCUACAAAAAUGAUUAUUGUACAACAUA